Molecule: messenger RNA, 2025 nt
Organism: Trypanosoma conorhini
Lineage: Eukaryota; Euglenozoa; Kinetoplastea; Trypanosomatida; Trypanosomatidae
Exons: 1
Coding region: 1-2025 (674 amino acids)
Source: RefSeq, a predicted model, not a curated record
AUGCGUUGUAGGUCAUUGCUGUGUCUCUUGCCGGUGCGGCGACUCACCCCGCUGCGGACUGCCAUAAAUAGGUCUCCGUUCGGCCCCGUCGUAGUGAGUCUGCGUUGGCACUUGGAGGGGGCGCCGUCGAUUGCGGUUUCUGCCUCGUCUGCCUCAAAGCCAGUCAUAUCAGAGGAGGAUCAAAAAGUCGUGCCACGGGUGUACGCGGGCGGCCCGGCUGGUGCAACAGUCGCCUCAACUGAGCCACGUACAGAGCCGAACCAUGGAGAGGGGACAGCCGCCACCGGGGCUGCUGCGGCUGGGGGUGUCAAUAGUCUGGAGACGCCGGCAAGGCAGCAGCCGUCUGCAGCAUCGUCGACCGCCGCGCGUUACGCCCCGUGGGAGAUCCGGGCGUUGCUGUUGCCGCUUCUUCCUCUGGGUGGUGCCACUGUCCCUCUUCGCGACGUUGUCCACCUGCUUCCUGCUGCGGCCCGAGAGGAGAUGCAGCGCGACGGCGGCAACCCGCUGGCCUACGUGCGACACCACUUCGCUGAUGACGUGGUUGUGCGAGGGACCGAGCUCGCCCGGUGCACGGUGGAUUUGGACAGCGCCGCUCCACGCGGAAGAGUGAGGCUGUCGGCACCCCCGCCGCCGCCGCCACCUGUCAAUAUGAGUCGGGCUGCCACACACCGCCCUUCGCAGCUCACGGGCGGUGCGAAGCCUGUUUUGGAAGUCUUGGAUACGCUGGUGGAGUUUAUUCCAACCUUUUUUGUGCAGCAGCAAAUGGUGGCCGAUCAGCUGCCAUCAGAAAUCACAAAGCAGUACGCUGAUAGUAGUUUUAUGUUUUACAUCAAGCGUUUUCGCCACUACAUUGACAUUCGGGCACAUCACGGGAACACCGAAAUCCGCCUGCGUCCCGACUUUGCCCACCCAAAGCGCGGCACGGCGGACCCACUCUACACCUCCGGUUUGAGCAACAGUGACAUGUUGAGCCAACUGGCGCGGGGACGCCGGCCGCCGCGAAAUUCGGAGGCAAAUUUAAUUCAUUUUAUUCUGCCGAGGAUCCCAAGCACGUACACGCCACUGGCUACAGUACUACAGGAUGUGUCUGAUAUCGUCUCGCGGCAUCCGUCCUUUGACCCACGUCUUGGGGUGACGGGUCUGUUUGAGAAGUACCCGGAAUAUUUUCAACUUGUCGAUGCGAAGCUGCGUGUGCGACCGUUGCACAGCGCACCGAACUCGCUGAAUGACCUCAAUGCAACGACCUCGCCGCUUCCUAAGAUUUACGCCAAGGUUAAGCAACUUGUGGACGACAAUGCUGAGGGAAAAGACUACAACGUGGCGGCUGACAAGGUAGCGGCGGCGGUGCCAACGGGAAAAUUGUAUGCAUUACUUACCGCCACGGAGAAGAAAGAGGUGAAGACGCAAUGUCGUUCGUUUCCGCGUUUUCUGCGGCUGCACGGAGAGGAGAUUGUGGUCUCUGUGGAUAAUAUGAAGGUCUACCAAUUUCGUCCCACAUACGAGCGGUGCGCCGAGACGAUUAUGGAUCAGCGUCUCACCAUGAGCUCCCUUGCACCGGACGAUCCAGUAUUGAAGAUCCCUGCCGCAAUGGACGACAGCACCUCAGCGGACUGGGCUGUACGGGAGCUGUACGACGCGCUUCCACUCAUGCAAUGUGCCGAGCUUGACGAGGUCAUGUCUCUGGUCCCACCCUCUGUCAAGAACGCCCUUCCACAAGAGCAGGCGAAGCUAGUUGAGCAUCUCGCGCUUUACCCUGACUACUUCUCGACUUGGCCGUAUCCGGAUGACCCAAGCGUUAUUGUUGUGCAGCGGGCGAAAUUGGAGCCUCUUCCGAUGCAGCCAGAGGACAUUGCGAGAAUGGUGCUGCCGAUGAUACCACAGGGAGGUAUUGAGGUGGCACGACUUCUGCGUCGCGUCCCACUCCCGCUGCAGCGCCACUUCUACCGCCACGGGUUGAAGAAGGUGCUCGCUGAGAUGAAGCAAUACUUCUUGGUGGCGGGAGAAAAAGUGAUGCGGGUUGGAUGA